AUUUCCAUUAGUUCACUUACUAAAGUAUCGGAAUCGGAGGGUGAACAUGAAACGAUGAAACAUAAACUAACCUAAAAUUAAUUUAAAAACAAAACAAUAACAAACAGUCGAAAGUCAAACAGUUGUCGGUUUUAUCCAGUUCGAGUUCGAAUUUAACUUAGUGACAAUUAAGUUAACAGGUAAGGUAGUUGAAAUGUUGACGCAGAAAAAGGAAUGCCUGUAUGCCAAGGUCAACAAUGUUCACCCAAUGAUUCCUACCAAUAGCUUGAAAAAUCUAUCCAAAUGUUGAAGGUCAGGGUGAUAGAAUACAGGGUUGUUCCCGUUUCUGAAACAUUUGCAGAAUAAUCAGCAAGACUACCAAUGGCUCCAGAUGUUUUACAAGUUGUUGGUCCAGAACAAAUACCUGAGGUUCUAAACACGUUUGAGAAACAUGGAUCUAAAUACUUUCCUUUAAAUCAAUUUGUCACAGUCCUUAAAGAAUACAAGGAAGCAAAAGUAGAACCUCCAGUCCAAACCAUCUUUAGGUACGGAGAUGUUGAAACUGGAGUUUACAUCAUUCAAUCAGCAUUUCCUCUGAACGGAAUAAUGGACCUUGUAAUACCAUUCAACAGUGACAUCGCAAGGGAGGUAUUUUUCAAGAAUGGUAGAAGGGAUAUAUUAUCUUACAGACGCCACUUAAAUGACGACCCUACCCUCAAUCUAUUUUGUUUGGACGGAUUUAUUCACAUUUACCGGCUUGAGCCUCCACUACUAGUGAAUACUGACUCCCACUUCAUAAAUACAAGGGAAAAUAUUCUCUUAUAUUUGGACAGAACAGCUCCACUGCCUCCAACCGGCUACCGUCACAUAACCUAUUCAGAGGCAGCAGACCAUUUUGUUGAAAUGCUAAGAGCUAUGCUUGGGGGUCAUGUAAUUAUAGAAUUCAGCUCCAGGUACGAAGAUUACCAGAGAAGGCCUUACAAUCCAUUUUGGAUACUCAUUACACAAGAGGUUCAAAAUGUUGUUUCAAUGUACUUCGUAUACACAGCUUCUGAAGAUUUAUCAGAGCUCAAGUAUGCCUUAUUGAACACUGAAAGAAUCCCCUGGACAAGCGAUUCUGAAAUGUUUGUUUUUGAAGUCACAUUUGAAAGAUUUGCUUCAGUCGUCAGCGAAGUAGCUAAGAUCAAAGGUUUGGACUUAGACGUGAAGAAAAACUACAUGAUGUGGCUACCAGAACCAGUUGACUGUAGCCCAGUGCCUGAGGACAUGUAUCUGCAAAGGCUUAAUCUGAGCCAUGUCACUGAAGUGAAUAGCAAUUGGCCACAUCAAUUCCCUGGCUCGGAAGUCUAUCUUUCUCAACAAAUCACCAACAACUAUUGUCUGGGUUUGUUCAGAAAAAGUGACAACAAGUUGGCUAGCUCUGCAUUAUCGUUUCAUUCAGGAGGGGUUUUCGUCCUGUACAGUAAUCCAGAGUUUCGAGGCCAGGGGUGUGCUGAACAUGUCGUUAGGAAUCUUUCCAAUGAAUUGCAUAAAGAAGGAAGGAUUCCAUUUGCCACAAUUCUUCUAGAAAACAUACCUUCAAAAAACCUAUUCACCAAAAUUGGUUUCCAACAUUUUAUGAAAAUAUGUUUUUUGCUAAAAACAAAAUAAAUAAAUAGUUAUAAAUCAAGUCCAAGGGCAAAAAUAAACCGAUGUAUUGCUAACCGUUUCUCACAUGAAAUCAGAGAGGGAUUUAAGUGAAGUUAUCAGUAUUUUCACAGAAAAUAUACUACUAUAACCCAGAAUGCCAACCGCAUGGUAAAAAGCGUUAUGUACUUUGAGAGAGAUGCUGAGUUCAUAGCAACGCUGGUGGCGCUGCCUACGAAUUGACAGGGAAAGCUCUCUCAAAGUACUUAACGCUUUUUACCAUGCGGUUUUCAUUCUGGGUUAUAGUAGUAUGUUUAUAAUGUUAAAGUAGUAUGUGGUAUUUUAUAACAUGCUGUUGUCUGCUAUAUGUUUCAAAAAUAAAAAUAUUUUAAAGUUUAAAGUA
Molecule: messenger RNA, 2008 nt
Organism: Macrosteles quadrilineatus (aster leafhopper)
Lineage: Eukaryota; Metazoa; Arthropoda; Insecta; Hemiptera; Cicadellidae
Exons: 10
Coding region: 361-1629 (422 amino acids)
Molecular function (GO): acyltransferase activity, transferring groups other than amino-acyl groups
Source: RefSeq, a predicted model, not a curated record